Molecule: messenger RNA, 976 nt
Organism: Columba livia (rock pigeon)
Lineage: Eukaryota; Metazoa; Chordata; Aves; Columbiformes; Columbidae
Product: SUN domain-containing protein 3-like
Exons: 4
Coding region: 151-912 (253 amino acids)
Cellular component (GO): meiotic nuclear membrane microtubule tethering complex; nuclear envelope
Molecular function (GO): protein-membrane adaptor activity
Source: RefSeq, a predicted model, not a curated record
AGGGAGAGGCCGUGGCUGAGCUCUCCUGCCCCAGGGGCUGAGAAUCUUCUGCAGGACAAGGAGCACAGUCCAGGGCAGGGAACGUCCAUCUAUUGCGGAGCCCGUACGCCAUGAUGGCCACUGUCAAAGACAACAAGAGGAGAGAUAACUAUGGCACUUGGGAGAGACACUGAAAGGGGAGCGGGCAGCCCGAGGCAUAGCCCAGCCUUAGACCAGGUUCUAAGCUCUGGUGCGUGUUCCACAGGUGUUUACCACAUGGGACGACUUGGUGCCUUAACCCCCUGGAGCACUGCAGACCUGAGCGAAACCCUGCCCCUGCCAGACCAGCUCCGUAAGCUCCAGGAACGGCUUUACCAUCUGCGCUGGAGCACUAAGGAUGUGGCUGAGCGGGCUCUGCAGGAAGGACUGAAGCAGGCAAAGCUCCCAGGCGUUACCGGAUGGGCUGUUCACGAGAUCAUCAAUCAAGCUUUGGAGAAGCUGGAAGAAAUGCAGGUCCCGAUGCCAGAUUACGCCCUGAAAUCAGCAGGGGCUGCUGUCAUUCAUUCCAGGACUUCUCCAUCCCUCCGGAACGCCAAAGCCAAACUCUUCUUCUAUUCCCUGCCAUUGAUGGAUUACAUGAGGUCCCCUGAGCUUAUUCUGGAGACAGAAAAUUUUCCUGGAAACUGCUGGCCCUUCCCAGGAAGUCAGGGUCACGUGUUCAUCAAGCUCUCUGUGCCAGUCAUUCCAAGAGCAGUCACCAUGGACCAUGUCUCAGGGACAGCGUUCCACGGAGAAAGUAUCUCCGGAGCUCCAAAGGACUUUGCUGUCUACGUAAGUGACUUCUCUGGAGUUGUGGGCUGGGGGUUGCACAGCAUUUCUAAGCAGGGAAUGAAGACGGGUCAAAGAGUCCAGUGGCCUGAAGCUUCCUCCUGACUCUCAGAAGAAACAGGGUCCUUGGAGUCUUUCCCUUCCCAUUUUAUUCCUCUUUUAUUCAAUG